Messenger RNA from Suillus plorans, 324 nucleotides. RefSeq lists its product as uncharacterized. The transcript has a single exon. The record is from RefSeq and is a predicted model, not a curated record. The coding region runs from base 1 to 324 and encodes 107 amino acids. Lineage: Eukaryota; Fungi; Basidiomycota; Agaricomycetes; Boletales; Suillaceae.
AUGAACUCUCUAGUGAAAAGUGCCAUAUCACACCAUGAGAGGCAUGAGUCUCUACACCGCGAAUGGGAUGAGUUCCUGCAAAGUGAUGGGGCGCAGGUGAUAAAUGAAGAGGCAGAAGAACAGGAGGAUGAAGCUGGGGAGGACAAGGGGGAGGACAAGGGGGAGGGGGAUGAGGGUGAGAUUGGGGAGGAAGAGGAAGAUGAGGGUGAGAUCGGCGAGGACGAAGAUGACGAAGAAGAAGAUGAUCCCAAUAGGAUAGAAGCGGACGAGGGAGAAGAGUUAGAUGAUGAUUUUCUGAUAGCGGAAGGCUAUGGCGCUCUGUAA